This is a messenger RNA of Populus nigra (black poplar), 1008 nucleotides long. RefSeq names its product very-long-chain (3R)-3-hydroxyacyl-CoA dehydratase PASTICCINO 2. Gene Ontology annotation, biological process: very long-chain fatty acid biosynthetic process; fatty acid elongation; sphingolipid biosynthetic process. Gene Ontology annotation, cellular component: endoplasmic reticulum membrane. NCBI's taxonomy places the organism in Eukaryota, Viridiplantae, Streptophyta, Magnoliopsida, Malpighiales, Salicaceae. The coding region runs from base 142 to 807 and encodes 221 amino acids. The transcript has 9 exons. Gene Ontology annotation, molecular function: 3-hydroxyacyl-CoA dehydratase activity. The record is from RefSeq and is a predicted model, not a curated record.
GCAUUUAAUAUCUUGAAAUUAGUUGAGUAGCUCAACAAACCCACCUGCAUCUCAUCAAUUUCAGUAGCCAGCCUCUGUUAUAUUUAUUUCUUAUCCCCUGUAUUACAGCUCCAAAUCCCUAUCUAGCCUUGUUUGUUAUUAAUGGCGAGGAUUUUGUCACUCUUCAGGCGCCUGUACCUGACGAUCUAUAACUGGGCAGUCUUCCUAGGCUGGUCUCAGGUGUUGUUUCUUGCUGUGAAAACGUUAAAAGAUUCGGGCCAUGAGCAUGUCUACAUUGCUGUCGAGAAGCCUCUUCAGCUCGCUCAAACUGCUGCUGUUUUGGAGAUUCUUCAUGGUCUAGUAGGGUUGGUGAGGUCUCCAAUAACAGCAACACUGCCCCAGAUUGGUUCAAGACUGUAUCUAACAUGGAUCAUCUUAUAUAGUUUCCCUGAGAUUCGGUCCCACUUUCUUGUUACUUCUUUGGUCAUUAGCUGGUCAAUCACAGAGAUUAUUCGGUAUUCUUUCUUUGGCGUGAAGGAGGUACUUGGUUUUGCACCUUCAUGGCUCAUGUGGCUCAGGUACAGCACCUUUUUGCUGUUGUAUCCAACUGGUAUCAGCAGCGAGGUUGGUCUAGUAUAUUUCGCCUUGCCAUACAUUAAGGGAUCUGAGAAAUAUUGUUUAAGGAUGCCCAACAAAUGGAACUUUUCUUUUGACAACUUCUAUGCUGCAAUUCUCGUGCUUGGAAUUUACAUCCCAGGCAGCCCUCACAUGUACAGCUAUAUGCUUGGGCAGAGAAAGAAAGCUCUCUCUAAAUCAAAAAGGGAGUAGAAAUUGUAGCAUGGCUGCAAAAUGGUCCAACAUUAUGCAUGUGAUUUACCACUACUAUGUCAGUUCAGUUUGGAAUUCUAUUGGGAACUUUGUUUUGUUGUCCUUUUUUUCCCCUUCUUUCUCUAGAAUGUUUGUCUCUGGCAAAAAUUACAUGGAAGGUUAUUUAGAAUUAUAAGAAAACUGCUCUCUACUUUCCCAAAA